Messenger RNA from Morone saxatilis (striped sea-bass), 4857 nucleotides. Its product is annotated as FH2 domain-containing protein 1-like. NCBI's taxonomy places the organism in Eukaryota, Metazoa, Chordata, Actinopteri, Moronidae. Bases 1 to 3588 code for a protein of 1195 amino acids. The record is from RefSeq and is a predicted model, not a curated record. The transcript is spliced from 12 exons.
AUGGGCCAGCGUCUCCACGGCCAUGAGACGGGAAGGCCCUUUCUCCCUCAGCGGCGAGGCCCCGCGACAAGAGACGGACAACCGUAUGAAACGAGCUACCCCCCUGCUCCCCCCCGUCCUCCUCCUCCCUCCAACAAGCAAUCCUCCGCCUCUUCUUCCUCCUCCUCCUCCUCCUCCUCCAUCCGCCCCUGCUGGUACAGAGGCAUGAACCCUUUAGCCAUGGCGCUGAAGAAGAAGAAGAGGAGUGAGGCAGUGAAGGGGCGGGCCAACCUGCUGGAGACUCAGCGGCCGGGUGCAGCAAGCAAGUACCAGAUCCGGACGUCCGGCAACAUCGACGGAGACUGUUUGGUCAGAACAGACUGCUACAUCAAACGCCAGUCACGCCCACACGGGACGGAAAGGAGCUCGCUCAGAAGAGAACCGAAAGAGGAGAUUCUGGCAGUCAACACAACGCUGACGCAGGCACAAAGGGCUCAUAUGAACGCGGGGGGCAUCCCGCCGACAGGCAAACGGAACCGCGCGCGCCUUACCGUGAUGAAGCUGACGUCGUACCGCGGUGAUGUCUCCAAGCUCUCGUUGGCCGAUUCCUUCGUCUACCUGCUGAGUCAGCUCCCCAGUUAUUUAGUCCGUAUCGAGUCCAUGCUGUUAAAAGAGGAGUUUCCCGCGGCGAGUGAGGUCAUGAGACGAGACAUUAAGAUCCUCCGCACAGCCACCAAAGAGUUAAUGUGCUGUGAGGAGCUUCACGCUGUUCUCCACCUCGUGCUGCAGGCGGGAAACAUCCUCAACGCUAAACCGGGAAUGAACCUGCUGCACUUCGUGGCUCUGGAAGCCCAGAAAAAAGACGUCAAUCUGUUGGAGUUUCCUCUGAAGUUGCGUCACGUCCAUCCUGCAGCCCGGAUCUCCGUGGCAACGCUGGACACUGAACUGCAGUGCCUGACGACUCGCACGCGCUCAGUAGAGGUGAGCGCCCAGAGAGACACGGAGCUGCUGCAGCAACUGGACGACUUCCUGCAGUCGGCCACCUCGUCCCUGUGCUCGCUGCAAGGCAGUCGGCAGCAGCUGAAGCAGGAAGGCAGCGAGCUGAUCGACUUCUUCUGCGAAGACCGAGAAACGUUCAGACUGGACGACUGUUUCAGCAUCUUCCACACCUUCUGCUCCAGGUUCACCGCUGCCGUGAAGGACAACGUAGAGCGAGAGGUGAAGGACGCCGCCCGUCUCCGGCGGUUGCAGGAGCUGGAGGAGCAGAAGAGGCACUCGUGGGCCGGAGGAGAGCUGGUGGGCGGAGCUUUCAGGUUGCGCUGCAGCAGUGAGGCGGAUAUGUCUGCUGCAAUAUCACGACACGAUGAGGCUGGGCUGCUGAUGGAGCUUCUGACCCCGAAGACCCGCCCACGAUCGCCGCUAAACAACAAUCCUCUGGGACGAUCGGAGAGCUUACGGCGCUCCCGUAACUCUCCAUCCAGCUCGCCGUCCAUUGCUGCUGAACGCGAGCUGAGCACACUCCUGGGGAUGGCGACCCACGACCACAAAGACGCCCCACUGUCGGCACACGAACACGGGCGUAGAAGUCCGGGACUGUCCCCGCAAAGUCCAAGGGCCACAACGUGCAGCUUCCCCCAAAACCAGCAGCCUCAAGCGGGACAGACAGUGCCGCAAACCCGGUCGUCCUCCGCGAACCAUACAACCGCCACUUACCUCAGCUUCGAUGCAACCCAGACUCGAUUAACCGCCAUCGACCCGAUAAAUAAAGUUACAGUCGCACCUACCUCUGACGCGAACCAGCAAUCCGACCUCAACAACAACGGCAAAGAUCGACUCGGACUGGGUUUUACCAGCCAGGGAACACUUUCAGAACGCCACUCUGGUUUGAGCGGGGAACAAACUAGAACCAACAAAGCCGAUCAGGAUUCUAGAGGAUCGAUCGACCGCAGUGACGACACGUUUGAACGCGGCGCCGCUACGGCAGGAAACAUGUCGGUGGUUUUAGAGAAAUGUACGCUGGUGCCGGAACUGAAGGUGUUCGACAAGGUGAGCGGCCACGGCGAGGAACGCCAUCGCACCAGGGGCCACCCUGGAGACGAUAUAUCAAUCAUAGAUUUGGAAGAAGACGGAGUUGAUGAAGUCCAGAACGUGGAAAAAUCUAAUGCACAAAUCCCUGAGACAAACACUUCUUCAUCGCAGGAAGAGGAAGAGGAGGGACGAGAGCAAAAGGUGGUCGUAUGGUGCGUGACGGGCGUGUGCGAGGCAGCCGGCGAGCUCGCACACUCUGACGAGACACACGCACAAACUGAGAAGGAUCAGAGUAGAACUGACAAUCAGGGAGGAAGCAGGCAAGCUUCCUCCUCACCAACCAAUCGCACGCCUUCAGAACCUCAGCCGGCCAAUGAGAAGCCAGUGCCUGUACCCAUCAGCAGCCAGCCGGUGCCUGUCUCCCGCUGUGACGACCCGUCGCAUCCCGCCUCGUCCCCGAGGUGGCGCCCAGCGGAGCCUACGUCAGCCAACGAAGGGCCUAUUCUCACCGCAGGUGCCUCUGAGGAAGAAACAGCCAAUCAGGAGGAGGAAGCGGAGGGUUCGACCAAUGAGGAGAGAGAACCGAAGACAGAAGCUUCCACUAACGAUAAAGCAGAACCGGUAGCUUCGACCAAACCCUCCACCAAGAACCUCCUUACCUCUAAACCCCGACCCGCUGGAAUGAAACCCGCCUCCUCCAACAAAGGAAAACCCGUCCGCACCCUCAACUGCUCCGAGGACCAGGGCAUGAGGCGGGUAGUGCCGAUCUCCAGAACCAGCCGAGGAGCUCCGUCUCUGGGCAAACAUUCUGAAAAGGCUUCUGGGGGAAAUCGGCGAGGCUCUUCCAGCACGCCGGUACCGGUCGGUCUGACGGUCUCCAGCCACAGCAGCCCCUCCCUCCGACGAGGAGAGCGACCGUCGACCGCUCCUUCGUCCCGACGCUCGAGCAUCACCAAGGACCCGAAAGACCAGAAGGUUUCGGGUCCUUCGGCACGAGAGCAGAACCAGGACUUGCACAGGAAGCCGUCCAUCCGGAAGCCUUUAACGAAACCCAAAGUCCAACCGGAGGAGAAGAUGUGUCGCUCCACGCUGAGGGCGCUCACUCAAGGAGGAGGAGGAGGAGGAGGCAGCGUCAGUGCUCCUGUUACUCCUCUGCACAAAGCCGCUACUCCUUCUUCAUCGCUGCUUCCACGCUUCGCCCGGAGCACCGCCUCCUCUUCGUUCAGACGAACCCACGUCACCCUCGCUCCUCGUCCUCAUUCACCCCACACUGCCUCAAACUCCUCCCCCAAAACCACCACCUCCUCUUCCUCCCCCGUCCCUCCACCCAGCUCCUCCUCCCCUCUGAAGCGAACAGGCUCGUUGAGAUCCCCCGUCACCUCCAGAUCCUCGGAUCUCGUCAACCCUUCCUUCUCCUCCUCUUCCUCCUCCGCGCUGACGAAGUCUCAAAGCAUCAGGGCGCCUCCUCACGACUCACUGGCUCCCCCUAAAGGCCACCGGCGGAACGACAGCGGCUCCUUCUCCGACAAGUCGUCUCACUCGAGGGACUCGGGCAAGCCCUCCCGGCCGAACUGGAGAUAACAGGAGAAAUCUGGGGACACAUUCCAACAUGAAGCACAGACACUGUUGAGGUUGAAAAGGCUUAAUUCCAAUAUAAAGAGUUAAUUUUGUUAACCUUUAACCUUUAUUGGUGGUAAAAGGACGCAUUCCAUUUGAGAGCACUACGUCACGUCCACUUUAGACUGUAAAAGGCUGCAUUCCAAUAUGAAGAAUAAACACCAAUGUGGCCACCGAACCUCACAGGAGUAAACACACUCUUUAGUUUUCAGACUUUAAGGGUUGAAAUAUCUAAAGGUUGGAUUAAAAAUCAAUAAAUUGUUUUAUUUACAGAUUCUUGAGACAUUUUUUCAAAAAUUGUGUCUUUUUUUAACUGAAUUUAAGCCGAUUUAUAACAUGUUAUUUUCUAAAUUAAUGUUAAAUUUUGGCAUUAAUAAAAAUAAAACCUAUUUAUUGAUUUCUAAUUAAUUCCACCUUAAGAUAUUUCUACUCAAGCCUUUACUAACGUGCCACAAUAAUGUUUUUUUUUAGUUAAAAUAUCUUAAUUUGGGUGAUUUUCCAAGCAGAUAUUAAUUAAUAUAUCUGAUUGUUUGCGAUUAAUUAAGUAUAUUUAUAUUCCUCCAUGCAGCCCCUCCAGCUCCGCCCGUCUGCGAGACGCCACAUUCGUCCGUUUUUUAAGGGAAAAUGAAGGAAAUAAAUAAAUAUCUGCAUCUACAAAUUAAUGUAACAAGAUUGUUUGUUAUAAAAAACGUCAUUUCUGUCGUGUUUAUGGUAAACGACUGAAUCCCAGCUCCUGAUUUAACGACUUUAUUUUAACUUUAACUAACCAAGCUGAGGAAUCUUUGUACAUUUGGCCUGAUUUGAAUUAGUAAUCAUAUUAUGAUUAUUAUUGUAUUUUUAAUUAGUUUUUCUAAAAUCACUGAGAAUCAUGGAGAGAAAGAAAAGAAGAGUGGAUAGUUUGGACGAGGAGAUAUUUUAUGUAUAUAUUAUAUUUAAAGUGUCUCCGAUUGUAAAGCGACAGUGUCUGACUCACUGGGAAAAGUCUGCAGUGCCAAGUUUGUUUAUAUGAAGAUGUUUGUAUGUUUAUGUAUCUAUUUAUGUAUGUAUGAAGUUAAUAUUUGAUAUAUAUAUAUAUAUAAUCUGUCUACUAAUUAAUAAAGUAUUAUUCCUCCAACACACUGCACUCUGGGUGGAAUUUAUAUUUAGAACCUGAUCCGAGUUCUUUCAUAUUGAAUAUAUGAUAAUAUCAAGUGUAAUCCAACUAUACACUAUAAAACAAUCUGUACAUUUACG